AUGGCUGAUGUGAAUUAUGAGAUCGUCCCUGCCCAAUUCGUCAUGUCAAAAGAAGGCACUCUGCCCUUCGUCGAGUUGGAUGGUGUGGAGUAUUACGAUUCGACCUUUAUUAUCAGGGACCUCUCCGAAGCACUGAGAAUCAACCUCGAAGAUCAUCUCACGGAUGAGCAGCGAGCGGUUGCGAGGGCAUUUGAGAAGAUGAUGGAACUCUCCUUUGGCAUCUCUCACCUCCGCGUGAAGAUGGAACACCUCGAUGAGGUUGUCGCAGCAUUUCCGGACCACAUGUUUGGCGCCUUGGGACCGAUUAUCAAAUAUUUCCUCGGCUCAAAAAUGCUCAAUAAAUACACCAGCGUGUUGGCAACCUCUAGCUACGGGAAGCAUACUCGUGAGGAAACGAUUCAAAUCGGAUGCGACGAUUUGAAGGCGAUUUCCGCCUUCCUCGGCAACAAACACUUCCUCACCGGCUUCAAGCCGACCAGGAUCGACGCGUGCCUCUUCGGCUUCCUCGCCCAGAUCGUCUACCCCGCCUACAGUAACCCGCACACCGAUUUCGUCAACGAGAAUUGCGGGAAUUUGGUGGAAUACGUGGCCCGGAUACGGACAAGAUUCUGGCCGGAUUGGGACGAGCUGACGACAACGUUCGCCACCGACACCCAAUGGCGCAAAAAGGGACCGAAUGGGGGCAGCCGAGCUGGCUCGCACCGCGGAUCCGCCACCAGCUCAUUAAUGCAUUCACCCAGGGCCCAG
This is a messenger RNA of Mesorhabditis spiculigera, 747 nucleotides long. The record is from the annotation of a GenBank genome assembly. NCBI's taxonomy places the organism in Eukaryota, Metazoa, Nematoda, Chromadorea, Rhabditida, Rhabditidae.